Populus trichocarpa (black cottonwood) is the source of this 2112-nucleotide messenger RNA. RefSeq names its product L-gulonolactone oxidase 3. Lineage: Eukaryota; Viridiplantae; Streptophyta; Magnoliopsida; Malpighiales; Salicaceae. Gene Ontology annotation, molecular function: D-arabinono-1,4-lactone oxidase activity; FAD binding. The transcript has 3 exons. Gene Ontology annotation, cellular component: membrane. The record is from RefSeq and is a predicted model, not a curated record. The coding region runs from base 122 to 1978 and encodes 618 amino acids.
UCUCUCAAAUACUUAAAAAGUCAAAUGACUUCUGCAGAAGACAAGGUAGCAGUAUCCCUAUAAUCCAAAUCUGUGUCCACACUUUUGUUUUUUUUAAUAAACCAAUCUUGGCGUAUAAUUCAUGUUAGAGACCCCAUUAGAAUCUCCCUUCAAAGCUUUGUCUUGCAAUAAAAUUCCCUUUUAUAGGAGACUUCACCUAACCAAAAUCAGAAAUCUAAACCGAGGCCCCAUGUUCUCCUUCCGGUGGCUCCUGGGUGCCUUGCACCUCACUAUUUGGGGUCCAGUCACACUGACCAUGACCCAUGCCAUGCUGCCACCGCCCCCAGUUCAAUGCAACGACAAUGGCUGCACCCUUUACAACUCCUAUGGUGUAUGGAAUGAUAGAAAAGAUUGUCAUGUUCCAAGCAUCACUUACCCUACGACAGAAGAAGAGAUGAGGUUAGCUGUUGCACAUGCCAAUCAAAAUAACCUCAAGGUGAAGGUGGUUAGCCGAUUUUCGCACACAAUACCAAAGUUGGCCUGCCCAGAUGAUGCACAGCAUGGCAACUCAAUGUUGAUAAGCACAUUGAAGUAUAAUUCUAGCAUUGAAAUUGACACCGCUAAUUUAGCUGUGACAGCUGAUGCGGGCGUAGGUCUACGCGAGCUUAUCGAUGAGGUUGAGCGAUCUGGAUUGAGCUUGGUGCCAGCACCAUAUUGGGAGGGUGUGAGUGUUGGAGGAGUAAUUAGUACUGGGGCACAUGGGAGUUCUUGGUGGGGAAAAGGUGGAGCCGUCCACGACCAUGUUAUUGGCCUUAACCUUAUCGUCCCCGCAAGAGAGUCUGAAGGAUAUGCUAAAAUUAUCAGAAUUGGAGCCAAAGAUCCCCUCUUGAAUGCAGCGAAAGUAUCAUUGGGAAUGCUGGGUGUCAUCUCCAAGGUGAAGCUGUCUCUAGAGCCAGCAUUCAAAAGAAGCGUAGCAUAUAAUUUCACAGAUGAUGCUCACAUAGAGGAUAUAUUCAUGGAUCAUGGUAAGAAAUAUGAAUUUGCUGAUGUUACUUGGUACCCAUCAAGGCAUACAGCUGUGUACAGAUAUGAUUACAGAGUUCCCUUAAGCACCUCUGGUAAUGGAGAAUAUGAUUUCCUUGGAUUUCAGCCUAACUCAAUUGUGGUCUCCAAAGCAACUAGAUCAUCAGAGAAAUUACUGGAGAGUGCGCGUAAUGUGAAUGGAAAGUGUGCCUUGGCAACCACAUUUGUGGGGUUUAAGAAGUUAGUGGCCAACGGAUUGAAGAAUGGCCUAAUCUUUACAGGCUAUCCAGUGGUGGGUCAUCAGGGAAAAAUGCAGACCUCAGGUUCAUGUUUAUAUUCAACAAAGAUCGACACCUCUUGUGCGUGGGAUCCAAGAAUCGGUGGUCUGUUCUUUUACGAGACAACAGCAAUAUUUCCUGCUUUAAAAUUUGGAGAUUUUCUCCGAGAUGUGAAGAAACUGAGAGACCUUAAACCAGAGAAUUUUUGCGGGGUUGACAUCUACAAUGGUUUCCUGAUACGUUUCAUCAAGGCUUCUCAGGCAUAUCUAGGCCAAUCUGAGGACUCAAUAGUACUCGAUUAUAACUAUUAUCGUGCUGAUGAUUCUUCAACUCCAAGGCUAAACCAAGAUGUAUGGGAAGAAGUGGAGCAAAUGGCAUUCUUCAAAUAUGGGGCAAAACCACAUUGGGCUAAGAACAGGAAUUUGGCGUUCUUGGAUUUGCAGCACAAGUAUCCUAAUUUCAGCAAGUUUCUAGCAGCAAAGAAGCAACUGGACCCUAAGAACAUGUUCUCCGGUGAAUGGUCAGAUGAGAUAUUAUAUGGUAAAGAAGCUGCGAAAGCUGAUGGAUGUGCCUUAGAGGGGCAAUGUAUAUGCUCAGAGGAUAUACACUGUAGCCCAAAAAAGGGGUAUUUCUGUGAACAAGGUCUAGUUUAUAAAGAAGCUAGGGUCUGCAGGUAUUCAUCAUCAGCUACAAAAUAAUACCAUCACAUUUUGACUACCACCAAACGUAAUUAUUGUACGCAUCGACCAUUGUUGCUGUUCCACAAUGUGAAACGGAUUCAGCUCAUAAUAAUGAUUAAAAAUAAAAUAAAAUGGAUGACAACUGAAAAGUA